CGCGGCAGAGCUCGCACUGUUGCGUCUCCGAGCAGAGUUCCCAGAGUCCGAGUCCAGACCCGCAGCAACCGCAGAGACCCGCAGAGACCCGCAGAGACCCGAGACCCGCAGCAACCGCAGAGACCCGCAGAGACCCGCAGAGACCCGAGACCCGCAGGAACUGCAGAGACCCGAGACCCGCAGAGACCCGAGACCCGCACACAGGUGAGACCCGCACACAGAUUAGGCAUCAUGGGUAAAGCCUGCAUGACGGCGAGCAAGUACUUCCUGUUCCUCUUCAACCUCCUCUUCUUUUUGUCUGGACUCGUUAUCCUGGGCUUCGGACUGUGGCUCCUGCUGGACAAUCAGAGCUUCAUCCUGGUUAUCAACGACUCGGUUCCGGUGAAGGCGACCUGCUUCCUCCUCAUCACGGCCGGAUCUUUGUCGAUGCUGAUGGGCUUCGUGGGCUGUUUGGGGGCCGUUUACGAGAUCCGGGCCCUGCUCGUUCUGUACUUCACCUCCCUCCUGCUCAUCCUCAUGGCCCAGGUUGUUGCCGGCGUCCUCAUCUACUUCCAGAAGGAUGUGCUGAACGACGAGACGUCGAAGGUUGUGACGAAGGUGUUGGACGGUUACCGUGGAAACAACUCCAGCACAGAGCAGGCCUGGGACUUCGUCCAGCGGAGUAUGUCGUGUUGUGGGUGGACCGGCCGCCAGGACUGGAGCAGCAACCUGGUCGUAACCAACAGCUCCCAGCUGCUGUUCCCCUGCUCCUGCCACAACGUCUCGCUGGAAACUCCUCCGUCCUCCGGAAACUUCUCUGACGGCGGUUUCUGUGAAGCCCAGAGUCCCGACUGGCCCGUCUACGACGUGGGAUGUGCUGCCAGCGUGGAGAGCUGGCUGACCACCAACAUGGGCGUCGUCCUGGGCAUCAGCGCCGGCGUGGCCUUUAUCGAGCUGCUGGGGAUGAUCCUGUCCGUCUGUCUGUGCAAGAACGUCCACAACGAGGACUACACCAAGGUUCCCAAGUACUGACCCAAGGACUUUACUGAAGUACUGGACCAGGACUGGACCUGGACCUGGACCUGGACCUGGACCAGGACCAGGACUGGACCAGGACUGGACCUCCGCAGAGGAAACCAGGAAGGAAGCAGCUCUGAGUGUUUGGUGACGAUGGAAACAAAUGUAAAAUAUGAAAGGUGUUCUUUGUUUCAUUGGAUUUAUCUCCUGGGGUUAUUUUCCUUUAAGCACUUUAGAAAGGUUUUAGUUUAGACAUUUGGAGCAGUUGUUGAAGAUAAGUUUGGAUGAAGAAGGCUGAAGUAUGGCUGCAUCCGGAUUUCCUUCUUCCUUUAAGAUGUUUAGCUGUUUGUGAGUCCGUGGAGAUGUGAGGAAGGUUCUGGAGAUGCAGCCUGACCUCUGUGUUUCUGCAGCACCAGUUGGAUGCUUUUACUACUUUGUAUAUAAUUUCAGCGCUUGUUUUUAUGAAUUUGAUCCCGAUAGAUUUGUCUCUGUGUUAGCUUUCAUAUCUGAAUUCCUGUUUCUUCUUUGACUCUUGGGGUUUUUCCUUCAGGACAUGAAUAGUAACGUACUAAAGAUGCUCGUUUCGUAGGAAGGCCUUCACAGUGACUUCUAACCCUGUUUGAUUUCUGUUUAAAUGUAAAACUGACAAAUUAGUUUAAAGCCAGAAACAGUUUUUGGAGAGAUGCAUCUUCAGACAACAGUAUAAUAAUUAGAUUUGAGCAGAGAUGUUUAUAAGCUUUUAUUCUUUUUAUGUCCAGAAACUUUCUGUUAACCUCAUACUGGUUUCUCCAUGAACUUCAGCUGUAGCCCAAGAGUCUUUUAUUCUGCUUCAUUUUGUUAAUAAACUCAUUAAAGUCA
Cololabis saira (Pacific saury) is the source of this 1854-nucleotide messenger RNA. Its product is annotated as CD82 antigen-like. The coding region runs from base 232 to 1011 and encodes 259 amino acids. Lineage: Eukaryota; Metazoa; Chordata; Actinopteri; Beloniformes; Belonidae. The transcript has 10 exons. The record is from RefSeq and is a predicted model, not a curated record. Gene Ontology annotation, cellular component: membrane.